ACCUAGAUUAUGUAAAGCAUUUCAUUUUCAAGAUAUUUUUGUUUAGGAUUAGUUGAAUAAUCCAUAUGAAAUUAUUAAGAUCUUCUUUAUAUUAUUGUUAUUUGAAUAACGGUAUUUGUCGUAGUGGUUUGCUCCUCAGGCUGCGCAAGGCUGUCAUAGCCAGGACAGUUAUCUGGGAGAGGGAGGGACAACAUGGCGUCCGAGCAGGAAAUCUCAAACACACCACUGAAGAAGUCCAUGAGGGAGAAAGCUAUUGAGCGCAGGACAGCAAAUAAAGAACACAACAGUAAUUUUAAGGCUGGAUAUGUUCCUAUUGAAGAGGAGAGGCUCCAUAAGACCGGACUGAGGGGUCGUAAAGGCAUCAUUGCCAUCGCCAUCAUCAUUCUACUUUUUCUGCUUGCGCUUAUCAACCUCAUUAUAACUCUGGUGAUAUGGACGGUGAUACGGAUAGGACCUGGAGGCUGUCAAAGUAUGGAGUUUCACGAGAGCGGACUGCUACGCUUCAAACAGAAGGCCGAUAUGGGCGUGGUCCAUCCACUGCACAAGAGCACAGUGGGCGGUAGGAAAGACCAGAACCUUGUCAUCACAGGCAACAAUAACCCGGUGGUUUUCCAGCAGGGCAACACUAAGUUAAGCGUGGAGGAAGACAAGACGUCUAUCGUCAGUGACUUGGGCAUCUCAUUCACUGACCCCCGCACUCAGACCACUUUCUUUAGCACUGAUUUUGACAACCAUGAGUUCCACUUGCCCAAAGAGGUCAAAGUUCUCAAUGUGAAGAAAGCCUCUACUGAGAGAAUCACCAGUAAUGCGUCCUCUGACCUCACUAUCAAAGGAGAUGGUAAAGCCAUUAUUCGUGGCAAUGAGGGAGUGUACAUCAUGGGCAAAACUGUGGAGUUCAACUUGGGUGGGGACAUUGAGCUGAAAGCGGAAAACAGCAUCAUUCUGAAUGGAUCGGUGAUGUUUAGUCCAUCACAUAUACCCAACUCGUCUCUAGGCGGAGACCUGUAUUUCAAUGAUAGGCAGGAAAGGUAUAAACUGUGCAUGUGUGCAGAUGGGACCCUGUUCAGAGUGCAGGUCAAAUACUCCAACAUGGGCUGCCAAACCUCCGACAACCCCUGUGGAGCAGCGCACUAAUGAGAGAAGAUUACUAAUGAAAAACACAUCUCAUCAUGUCAGUUAACCACUUAAAAUAAACUGCCAAAGAUACAGAGAUGAAAACGUGUGUUAUUACAAACAACCAAGAAAAACUGGGUCUAACCCUUUACAAGAACACACCCUUCUGCACACCCACACACUUUAUUGGAGGUUUCAGACACACAUACUGCACACCUCUAUGAUCAUAAUUACUCUCUUAUAAUCAGAUAAACUCAGCCAACCCACAAUUUUAUGUAAUUGGCCGAGAGUUCCCUGUGCAUUAUCAUUGGCUCAUAUCAGUGUUGUAUAGC
Misgurnus anguillicaudatus (oriental weatherfish) is the source of this 1445-nucleotide messenger RNA. The record is from RefSeq and is a predicted model, not a curated record. NCBI's taxonomy places the organism in Eukaryota, Metazoa, Chordata, Actinopteri, Cypriniformes, Cobitidae.